Messenger RNA from Nicotiana attenuata, 1477 nucleotides. RefSeq lists its product as uncharacterized. The record is from RefSeq and is a predicted model, not a curated record. The coding region runs from base 204 to 902 and encodes 232 amino acids. Lineage: Eukaryota; Viridiplantae; Streptophyta; Magnoliopsida; Solanales; Solanaceae. The transcript has 7 exons.
AUUAAAACCACACGCAUAGAAUAAAAACAGAAAUUGAAAGAAAAAAGAAGAAACAAUUUCAGUUUUCAUCUGAAGUCGGCGUAGAAGAAAAACAUCAAAGGUUUUGGAUUCUGUUAUGGACAUAGCAUGUUUCGUCGGCUCUUUUUGCUGUUUAUUUCAGUGAUCACAAUUUUGGGGUGAAUUUUGUCAAAGCUAAUCAAAAAAUGGGUAAUGAAAAAGCCGGUAAAGACAAUGGCGAAAAACAUUACGAAGAAAAAGAGGAGAUGAGACUUUGGGGUAUUUUUGUUUUUGCGUUAAUUGGAGCUACUGCCACCACCUUUGCUGUUACACAAUUACGAAGUACUGUGGAUUAUGUCUACUCUCAGUUGAUGCAGUCGGCACGGAAAGCUCGAGCUGGGGGUUCUUUUAGGACAAGUUUUCAGGAGGAAGCAUGGAAAAGAUAUAAUCGCAGGAUGCGGGAAGAGUAUGAAGAAGAAAUGGAGAGAGUGGAGCGUAUACGCCGUAUGCAAAGUGUUUUCAAUAGGGAGAGAAACAAAUAUAAGAGGAGCUACGAGAGCUGGCAAGAAAAUGGGCCAGGUGCUUAUCAUCAGCACUCCCAAAGGAAUGACUGGUAUUGGAAGGCUGAUACAUCAUUCAGAGACCGGGGAACUAAUUUCAGGGAAGCUCCUAGGGCCAAUACAAGCUACGCGUUAUCACAUCACUACUCGGUUUUGGGCCUUGACAGGUGUAGGACGAAGCCUUACACGGAUGAUGAGAUAAAGUCAGCCUUUAGGGCAAAGGCAAAGGAGUUUCACCCUGAUCAAAAUCAGCAAAACAAAGAGGCUGCUGAAGCAAAGUUUAAGGAAGUUAUGAAGUCCUAUGAGGCUAUAAAGUCGGAAAGGAAGAAUGGCAUGAGCCGAUAAAAGAACCAUGACAAACGAUGCAAAAUAUUUGUAAAAUUUUAAGAGGGUCAUUCUCUACUUGAUGUUGUAUGUAAGUCUAGCUAAUCCAAGUGGUCCUUCGUGAUGGAGAGCGACCAUGAAAGCCAUUUGCUUCUAGCCUUCUGCUUGUUGACUGGUGCAUCUUGUCUGUUGGUAUUCUUGGAUUUUUACCAAGGUUUUCAUGAUACGGUCUAGAAUAGAUAUUUUUUUUUUAAAUGUCACGAUCAUAAGAAGACUUCUACAGCAUAGGUUGUAAUACUUCUAUAGCCGAGGUUGCAACUUCCCAGGAUUCCUCUGCUCACUCCCUUGCUGUGCUAAUUUCUUGAAGAGCUCAAUUCGUGAUGUAGAUUGCUGAAGAUACUGAUUGACAUUGUAUAUCACACAGGCUUUAGUACACUGUAAGUUAGCUCAAGAUGUCAAAUAAAGAUAGAGGCUGUAAUUAGCCUAUGAAUUUUGCCUUGUAUUAUAUCUGAGAUGCCAAGGCUGAAUUGCCCAUGUAAGGUGCUGAAUUAUGUUAUAUGCAGAUGAGUUGGAAAUAUUUGUUCAUUGUAGUAUCA